This is a messenger RNA of [Candida] anglica, 1269 nucleotides long. NCBI's taxonomy places the organism in Eukaryota, Fungi, Ascomycota, Pichiomycetes, Serinales, Debaryomycetaceae. The record is from the annotation of a GenBank genome assembly.
AUGUCCUCAUUGUUGCCUCUUGCCACUUACAACUUGGCUCUUCAGCCAUUUUCCCCAGCCCCAGCUAUCGAAGAAGACUACCCAGUCACCAUCAGAUUGACCUUGGCUGCUGUCGACCCAGAAGCCGUUGAUGAAAAGGCUGAGCCAUCUACUUUAAGAUUGUUAAAGAGAAGCAACAGAUUCAUCGACGACUCUGAAGAUGAAGACGAUGAAGAUGAAGAAGAUGAAUUGGAUGACGAAGAAGAAGAAGAAGAAGAAGAAGCCGCUGAAGAAAAGGACGGUGAAGACUCUGAAGAUGAAGAUGACCUUGACCUCGAUCUUGAUGACGAUGAAGAAGGUGACGUUGAAGAAUUCAUUGUCUGUACUCUUUCUCCAAAGGUCCAAUUCCAACAAACUAUUGACUUGACCAUCAACCCAGAAGAAGAAGUCUACUUUGUAGUCACUGGUUCUUACCCAGUCCACCUUUCUGGUAACUAUGUUGAACAUCCAGCUGAUGAAACCGACUCUGAAGACGAAUUCGACGAAGAAUACGAUGACGAAGAGUACGACAUGACCCCAGAUGAAGACGAACUUGCAUACGACUUGGAAGACCUUGAAAACGCUUCUGACGUUGAAAACAAGAUUGAAGAAUUGCUUGAAGAAGAAUCCAAGAAGAGAUCCAGUGAAGAAGUUGAAGCCCCAGUCGCUGCUGUUUCCAAGAAGGCCAAGAAGGCUGAAAAGAAGGCCGCUGCCGCUGCUGACAAGAAGUCUGUUCAAUUCACCAAGGAAUUGGAACAAGGACCAACUGGUUCCACUCUUGUUGAACAACCAAAGGAAGCCGCUGCUGCCAAGAAGGAAACCAAGAAGGAAAAGAAGGAAAGAGCCAAGAAGGAAGCCGCCGCUGCCGUUGCCAAGGAACAAGAAGAAUCCGGUGCUCCAAAGGACAAGAAGUACCCAACCAAGACCUUGUUGGGUGGUGUUGUCACUGAAGACAGAAAGAUCGGUAAGGGUCCAACCGCCAAGUCCGGUAACAAGGUUGGUAUCAGAUACAUUGGUAAGUUGAAGAACGGUAAGUCUUUCGACAAGAACACCAACGGUAAGCCAUUCACCUUCGGUUUAGGUAAGGGUGAAUGUAUCAAGGGUUUCGACUUGGGUGUUGCCGGUAUGGCUGUUGGUGGUGAAAGAAGAGUUAUCAUUCCAGCCAAGAUGGGAUACGGUAGCCAAGCUUUGCCAGGUAUUCCAGCCAACUCUGAGUUGACCUUUGACAUCAAGUUGGUUUCCAUCAAAUAA